Molecule: messenger RNA, 434 nt
Organism: Cynoglossus semilaevis (tongue sole)
Lineage: Eukaryota; Metazoa; Chordata; Actinopteri; Pleuronectiformes; Cynoglossidae
Product: voltage-dependent L-type calcium channel subunit alpha-1D-like
Exons: 2
Biological process (GO): calcium ion import across plasma membrane
Cellular component (GO): voltage-gated calcium channel complex; membrane
Molecular function (GO): high voltage-gated calcium channel activity
Source: RefSeq, a predicted model, not a curated record
AGAGAGCCAACAAGAUCCUGCUGCUGCUGUUCACUCUGGAGAUGCUGAUGAAAAUGUACGCCUUCGGUCUGCAGAUCUACUUCAUGGCUCUCUUCAACCGCUUCGACUGCUUCGUGGUGUGCGGCGGCAUCCUGGAGACUCUCCUGGUGGAGUUCGAUACCAUCCCACCCAUCGGCAUCUCCGUGCUGCGCUGCAUCCGACUGCUGAGGAUUUUUAAGAUGACUCGACACUGGGCUGCUCUGUCUGACCUGGUCAACUCACUGCUCAACUCCAUGAAGGCCAUCUGCUCCCUUCUUCUCCUGCUCUUCCUCUUCCUCAUCAUCUUUGCUCUGCUGGGAAUGCAGCUGUUUGGAGGAAAAUUCAACUUUGACGAGAUGCAGAUGAAGAGAAGCACCUUUGAUUCCUUCCCUCAGGCUCUUCUCACCUGUUUCCAG